UCUCAGAGAUGGAGCGGCUGGCUUCCUCGAAGUUCCACAGCGGAUGCUUGUCUCCUAUUGUUGGCUUGGAAGUGAGAUUCCUAGGAUCCAUGAAAUAGAGUGAGAGCAGCGUGCAUCCUUUUUUACAGUACUUUCGGCCUUUGAUAAUGGUGUGUAGGCGCUUGGAAUCCUGGAAUUUGAGAGCUGAUGAUAGGAAUAGAAAAAAAGCUAAAUUUUAUUCAGGGUGGAAACAACAAGUCCCAGAAUACACCGCUUCGGCCGGCGCCUCCGGAAGAGCCUCGCGCUUCCCCGUCACGCUUUGCUCCUGAUAGGAACCUUCCCUCUCCCACUUCCCUCCCUCCCGGGGUCCCCGCUGAAAUGAAGAAAAGCAUGUUGGGAUCUGUAGUCCCCCGUAGAACUGUUCCCUAUGUCCUUAGCGCGCCCGAACCUCCAUACUCCCCUCCUCACGACCCUUAGGCUUCCACGCUUCACCGCACUGGGACCAGGAAAUUGAAAGAUCUGGUCUGGGGUAGCGGGAAGACGGUGGCUCGGGAGGGACCGACGCCAGGGAUGGCGGAGCGGGAGGAUGGAGCAAGUGUCCGGGCUGCUUUCCUGGGCGCUGAGCAGAGUCCUGUGGCUCUCGGGUCGCUCUGAGCGGGGAGCUGCCCGGCAGCCCCGGAUCAUGGAAGAGAAAGCGCUAGAGGUUUACGAUCUAAUUCGAACCAUCCGGGACCCAGAAAAGCCCAAUACUUUAGAAGAACUGGAAGUGGUAACAGAAAGUUGUGUGGAAGUUAAGGAGAUACAUGAAGAAGAUUAUCUGGUUAUUAUCAGGUUCACCCCCACAGUACCUCAUUGCUCGCUGGCCACCCUUAUUGGGCUUUGCUUACGAGUAAAACUUCAGAGAUGUUUACCUUUCAAACAUAAGUUGGAAAUCUACAUUUCUGAAGGAACCCAUUCCACAGAAGAAGAUAUAAAUAAACAAAUCAAUGACAAAGAGAGAGUAGCAGCUGCAAUGGAGAACCCCAACUUACGGGAAAUUGUUGAACAGUGCGUCAUUGAGCCUGAUUAGCAGCUUUUCUGAAAGUUAUCAAAUUGUAAUCAUUUGAUACAUUUGUUUAACUUGUUGUUAAAUAGAAUACCCUUUUGUUUAUUACUUGGACAAUUUGUACCUCCAAUUACUUUUUUAAAAGAUCAUUUCCCAAACAAGACUUAAUUAUAAGGUGGCACCUAUUAUGUUAAUGUAUGUAACAUUCUCAGGUUUUAUCACAUUUGCUGAUCAAACAGAAGAAUAUUUUCUAGUUACUGUGGAAAAGACACAUGACUAUUUUUCAGAUGACCAUUCUGACACCACACUCUUCUUUGACAGAUCAACUAUCCCUACUAUACACAAACAAAUCAGGCUUUAAUCAUUACUCUGUAAAAAUAGAAAUAAAAUAUAGAUGAUUCUUAUAAUAAAACUGUUGUAUCAUUUCAAUGUUUAUUGAA
This is a messenger RNA of Sarcophilus harrisii (Tasmanian devil), 1464 nucleotides long. It is a transcript of the gene CIAO2A, whose product is annotated as cytosolic iron-sulfur assembly component 2A. Bases 566 to 1048 code for a protein of 160 amino acids. The record is from RefSeq and is a predicted model, not a curated record. Lineage: Eukaryota; Metazoa; Chordata; Mammalia; Dasyuromorphia; Dasyuridae. The transcript has 5 exons.